ACUAGCAUAGCAGGCGGUGGCGGCACUGGCACUGCAGUGCUCCCGACGUACACAAAUAAAAACAAAAGUUUAUGCCGAACCUGCGUGUGCAAAGAAUAAAUUAAAAGCAUAUAUGUGUUUUUAUUUUUUAUUUUGACAUCACAGAGUCGCUUCAGGCACACGCAGAAUAUAUACUUAGAUAGAUUUCAGUUAACGUAUUACUAGUUAUUUGGUCUAUGUAACAUUAGCUAGCUGACUUUGCUACGCUGAGCUGCUAAUGAAUCGUAACGUUACUUAACAUUAGGCUUCAGCUCAUACAGCAAGCUGGAUAAAACCCGAGCCUACAAUAUCUGAAGUCAGGUCCCGAAAGGAUGUCGGACUCCGACAGUGACGACGAGCAAGGUCGCCCUUUCUCUCUAACUGGCUUCCUCUUUGGAAACAUCAACGAGGAUGGACAGCUAGAGGAUGACAGCGUUCUGGACAAUGAGUCCAAAAAGCAUUUGGCUGGUUUGGGUACUCUGGGUCUGGGCUCACUCAUCACAGAGAUCACUGCCAAUGAGGAGGAAGACCAAGAGGAAGGCAGAGACUCUGGUAGUGUUGAUGCAGCAGGUUGGGUGAAAAGUACUGAUGAUGCAGUUGAUUAUUCUGACAUCAGUGAGGUCGCUGAGGAUGAGACAAAGAAGUAUCGGCAGGCCAUGGGGUCUCUGCAGCCCAGCAGGAAAACAGAUGAUGAGGAUGACUACGAUGCAGACUGCGAGGACAUUGAUUCCAAGCUCAUGCCUCCUCCACCACCACCAACUCUUCCAACAUCUGCUAAGAAAGAUGAACCCUCCCCUCAGAACACAAAUGUUGGAGAAGAGGGUGAUGGCAUCAUCCUUCCCUCCAUCAUUGCGCCAUCCUCUACUGCUGAUAAGGUUGACUUUAGCAGCUCCUCAGACUCUGAGUCAGAAACUGACCGUCCCUGUCAGGGCAUGGGGGCUGGAGGAAAACCAGAUAGUCUCACCCUCCCUCUUGCUGGCAUCAUGCAGAAAGAUGCUGCCAAAGCACUGCCAGGUGUCACAGAGCUUUUCCCAGAGUUCAGGCCUGGAAAGGUGCUUAGGUUCUUACGGCUGUUCGGUCCUGGAAAGAACAUGCCAUCAGUUUGGAGGAGCGCCCGCAGGAAGAAGAAGCGGAAGCACCGAGACCCUCAGCCGGGGACCCCUCCUCCAGAAGGAGAACCCACCGAGCAGAGUCAGGAGAAGACAUCUGGAUGGAUUUACGAGUACGCCCCCCCUCCACCCCCGGAGCAGUGUCUCUCUGAUGAUGAGAUAACCAUGAUGGCUCCAGUAGAAUCAAAGUUCUCGCAGACUUGUGGUGAUGGAGACAAGGAGGCCGAGUCUCGACCUAAAGUAGCAGAAUGGAGAUACGGUCCAGCCCAGCUGUGGUACGAUAUGCUCGGCGUCUCUGAGGAUGGAAGCAACUUCAACUACGGGUUCAAGCUAAAAGAAAAGCAGUCCAGUGAGCCUGAGAAGCAAGACGCACCUCAAGAAAUAAUAGAGCCUGUCCCAGAGAUUAUAAUGCAAGACAGCAAUGAUGGAGACAACAGUGAUAAUGAUGAAGAAGAUGGAGAUGCCGAUAAGAAGAAACACGCCCUUGAGAAUGAGCUCUUCCUGAUGGUCACUCAACUGCAAUGGGAGGACGAUAUUAUCUGGAAUGGGGAGGAUAUAAAACACAAGGGCACCAAGACUCAGCGAGCCAGUUUGGCAGGGUGGCUGCCUUCUAGCAUGACCCGCAAUGCCAAUGCAUAUAAUGCACAACAGGGUCUGACAAGAAGUAAUUCCCAGUUGGUGCCACCGACGCCUCCACCCAUGCCCAAAGUUUCUUCAAUCUCUGGCUCUAAACGAGAAAAAAAUAGCCAUGAUAGUCAAGCCUCUCAUGAAGAAGACUCUCCCUGGUUCUCCAUCUUCCCCAUCGACAAUGAGGAGCUGGUGUACGGUCGCUGGGAAGAUAACAUUAUCUGGGAUGACCAGGAGAUGGAUCACCUGCUCAUGCCACCUGUUCUCACACUGGAUCCAAAUGAUGAAAAUAUUAUCCUAGAGAUUCCCAAUGAAAAGGAGGAGAUGACGUCGCACUCCCCAUCAAAGGAGAACAAGAAGGAAACGGCAAUCAAAAAGAGUCGAAUCCUGCUGGGCAAAACCGGAGUCAUUAAAGACGAGCCACAGCAGAACAUGUCCCAGCCUGAAGUGAAGGACCCCUGGAACCUCUCCAAUGAUGAAUUCUACUAUCCUAAACAGCAGGGCCUGAGGGGGACCUUCGGUGGCAACAUCAUUCAGCACUCCAUCCCGGCGCUGGAGCUGAGGCAGCCCUUCUUCCCCACUCACAUGGGACCCAUGAAGCUGCGGCAAUUUCAUCGACCGACUCUGAAGAAGUACUCGUUUGGAGCUUUGGCUCAGCCCGGUCCCCAUCCUGUCCAGCCGCUGCUCAAACACAUAAAGAAGAAGGCCAAGAUGCGCGAGCAGGAGCGGCAGGCGUCAGGAGGUGGAGACAUGUUCUUCAUGCGAACUCCACAGGACUUGACAGGCAAAGAUGGAGAUCUGAUCCUGGCUGAGUACAGUGAAGAAUAUGCUCCUCUCAUCAUGCAAGUCGGCAUGGCCACCAAGAUAAAAAACUACUACAAAAGGAAACCUGGAAAGGAUCCUGGAGCACCCGACUGUAAAUAUGGAGAGACUGUGUACUGCCACACAUCCCCGUUCCUGGGUUCUCUGCAUCCUGGACAGCUGCUCCAGGCUUUUGAAAACAAUCUUUUCCGCGCUCCAAUCUACCUGCACAAGAUGCCAGAAACUGAUUUCUUGGUCCUGCGAACGCGACACGGCUACUACAUACGAGAGCUUGUGGACAUUAUCGUAGUUGGUCAGGAGUGCCCGUUGUAUGAGGUUCCAGGUCCCAACUCCAAACGAGCAAACACUCACAUCCGAGACUUCCUACAGGUGUUCAUCUACCGCUUGUUCUGGAAGAGCAAAGAUCGGCCCCGGAGGAUCCGCAUGGAAGAUAUAAAGAAAGCGUUCCCCUCUCAUUCAGAGAGCAGCAUCAGGAAACGACUAAAACUCUGUGCUGACUUCAAACGUACAGGGAUGGACUCUAACUGGUGGGUGCUGAAGCCUGACUUCAGAUUGCCUACAGAGGAGGAGAUCAGGGCCAUGGUCUCUCCGGAGCAGUGCUGCGCUUACUAUAGCAUGCUGGUGGCAGAGCAGAGGCUCAAGGAUGCUGGAUACGGGGAGAAAUCCUUCUUUGCUCCAGAGGAAGAGAACGAGGAGGACUUUCAAAUGAAGAUUGAUGACGAGGUGCGGACAGCUCCGUGGAACACAACAAGGGCCUUCAUUUCUGCCAUGAAGGGGAAGUGCCUGUUGGAGGUCACAGGUGUGGCUGACCCUACAGGCUGUGGAGAGGGUUUCUCUUAUGUCAAAGUGCCGAACAAGCCCACUCAACAAAAGGAUGACAAAGAGCCACAGCCUGCCAAGAAGACAGUGACGGGAACAGACGCUGACCUGAGGAGACUCUCGCUGAAGAAUGCCAAGCAGCUGCUGCGCAAGUUUGGUGUUCCAGAGGAAGAGAUCAAGAAGCUCUCACGUUGGGAGGUGAUUGAUGUGGUGAGAACCAUGUCCACAGAGCAGGCGCGUUCAGGUGAGGGACCCAUGAGCAAGUUCGCCAGAGGCUCUCGUUUCUCUGUUGCCGAACACCAGGAGCGCUACAAAGAGGAAUGCCAGAGGAUCUUUGACCUGCAGAACAAAGUGUUGGAGUCGACGGAGGUGCUCUCCACAGACACUGACAGCAGCUCAGCAGAGGACAGCGACUUCGAGGAGAUGGGGAAGAAUAUUGAGAACAUGCUGCAGAACAAGAAGACCAGCUCACAGCUUUCCCGCGAGAGGGAAGAGCAAGAGCGCAAGGAACUGCAGAGGAUGCUGAUGGGCGAGGAGAGCGAUCGUGACAACAAGGGCCGCAAGGAGCGGCGCAAAGGCUUGUCCAGCGCCUUAUCCACCAGCUCCCACAAGGAUGACGACACGUCCUCCGUCACCAGCUUGAACUCCUCGGCCACCGGGAAGCGACUGAAGAUCUAUCGCACCUUCAAGGAUGAGGACGGCAAAGAAUAUGUCCGCUGUGAGACAGUACGCAAGGCGUCAGUCAUCGACGCCUACCUCAGGAUCAGAACCACCAAGGAUGAUGAAUUCAUACGGAAGUUCGCCCUCUUCGAUGAGCAGCACAGAGAGGAGAUGAGGAAGGAGCGCCGGCGUAUUCAGGAGCAGCUGAGGAGGCUGAAGAGAAACCAAGAGAAAGACAAGAUCAAGGGACCCCCAGAGAAGAAGGCCAAGAAGGUCAAAGAGAGACCAGACCUCAAGCUAAAGUGCGGCGCAUGUGGAGCCAUCGGACACAUGAGGACCAACAAGUUCUGCCCGCUAUACUAUCAGACCAACGCCCCUCCUUCUAACCCAGUCGCCAUGACAGAGGAGCAAGAGGAGGAGCUGGAAAAAACGGUCAUCCACAAUGACAAUGAGGAACUGAUCAAGGUGGAGGGCACCAAGAUCGUGCUGGGCAAACAGCUCAUCGAGAGUGCUGAUGAGGUUCGCAGGAAGUCCUUAGUGCUCAAGUUCCCCAAGCAACAGCUCCCACCAAAGAAGAAGAGACGUGUAGGCAGCGCUGUGCACUGCGAUUACCUCAAUAAACCACACAAGGCCAUCCACCGCAGACGCACUGACCCCAUGGUGACCUUGUCUUCUGUGCUAGAGAGCAUCAUCAAUGACAUGCGGGAUCACCCCAACACGUAUCCCUUCCACACACCAGUCAAUGCCAAGGUGGUGAAGGACUACUAUAAGAUCAUCACGCGGCCCAUGGACCUGCAGACGCUGAGGGAGAAUGUACGGAAGCGAAUGUACCCAUCUCGGGAGGAGUUCCGCGAAGCAGUGGAAGUUAUCGUCAAAAACAGCGCCACCUACAAUGGUGCGAAACAUCCGAUAACACAAGUAGCACAGUCCAUGCUCGACCUGUGCGAUGCUAAAUUAAAAGAGAAAGAGGACAGGCUGGUGAGGCUGGAGAAAGCCAUCAACCCCUUGCUGGAUGACGAUGAUCAGGUGGCCUUCUCCUUCAUCCUUGACAACAUCGUGACCCAGAAGAUGAUGGUGGUGCCUGAUUCCUGGCCGUUUCACCAUCCUGUCAACAAAAAGUUUGUGCCCGAUUAUUAUAAGGUGAUCAUAAACCCCAUGGAUCUGGAGAGCAUCCGCAAGAACAUCUCGAAACACAAAUAUCAGAAUCGAGAUGCAUUCCUGUCAGACGUCAGUCACAUCCACACCAACAGUAUUAAGUACAAUGGUGCCGACAGUCCGUACACCAAGACAGCCCUGGAGAUUGUUAAUGUGUGCAAGCAAACCUUGGCAGAGUAUGACGAGCACCUGACCCAGCUGGAGAAGGACAUCUCGACUGCUAAAGAAGCAGCUCUUGAUGCAGCAGACUUGGAGUGUUUGGACCCAAUGACACCUGGACCGUACACACCGCAGCCUGCUGAUCUGUUUGACAGCGGUGCUUCAGGGAGUCUGCCCAGAGAGCCCAGCAGCCUGUUCUCUGAGGGACCUCUAGUGGUUGCUCCAGAGAAGAGAGGGGGGCAGGGUCGACACCUCAGAAGACCCGGGGAGGAAGAGUCAGAUGUGGAUAUUGAAGGCUUUGAGGAGGAGGAUGAUGGCAAACCCAAGACUCCUGCUCCUGCAGAGGACGCAGACGGAGAUCUAGAGGACGAUGAUGACGAAGAGGAGAUGUUGCUGCCGCUGCGCAGAAGGUUGCAUGACCAGGAGGAAGAGGAGGAGGAGGAAGAAGACGACGGAAGGUCGAACCGCCCGGCUCAGGCCAGCGUGCUCUACCAGGACCUGCUCAUGUCUGACGGAGAGGACGAUGCCAGCGAAGAAGAAGGCGACAACCCUUUCUCCUCCAUACACCUGUCAGAAAGCGGUAGCGACUCUGACAGAGAGGUGGAUGUGCGACCUGCGCCUCCACGGAGGGCUCAAGACACAGCUCGCAUGGGCAUGGAGCAGGACGAGAGCAUGAUGUCAUAUGAAGGCGACGGACCUGACGAGCCUCACAUGGAAGACAGCAAUGUCAGUUACGGCAGCUACGAGGAGACAGAGAGCCGGAGUCAGAUGCAGCCCUCUAGCAUGGGCAACGGAGAAGAGUACGGCAUCAGCGAGGAGGAGGAGGAAGAUGAAGAGGAUGAAGCUCGGAGGAGAGGCCCAGCUGUGCUCUCCCAGGUCCAGCUCAGUGAAGACGAAGAGAGCGAAGAGUUCAGAUCUAUAGGAGGAGACAGUGACAUGGACUCCGACAACUAGUUCUGCUGUCCAUUUUUUUUUAUAUAUGUUGAAUCAAGAAAAAGAAUGUUUAUAGUUGCGGAUUAAAAACUGAGAAAAUGAGAAAUCUCAGAAGAAUGUUUUGUACAUUAUUUUGUAAAUGAUGGUUAAUGUUAAUAGCUUCCUUCUUUACCUACGUUAGAGGGUAGAAGACGGCACAUUGUACAUUACAGUUUGCCUUUUAUAUGUUGAGUGAUUCUUGUGUUACCAUGAUGUAUCUUCAGAUGACUGUGUCCUCAGUUGUUCUGUGCUGAAUCGUUCAUAAAUGAUUCAUCGACUUUGUCGUUUUCUACCCAACUGACUCAUUAAAAGAGAAUUAAGCAUA
This is a messenger RNA of Acanthopagrus latus (yellowfin seabream), 6666 nucleotides long. RefSeq names its product TAF1 RNA polymerase II, TATA box binding protein (TBP)-associated factor (gene taf1). The record is from RefSeq and is a predicted model, not a curated record. The transcript is spliced from 41 exons. Gene Ontology annotation, cellular component: transcription factor TFIID complex. Gene Ontology annotation, molecular function: RNA polymerase II general transcription initiation factor activity; TBP-class protein binding; DNA binding. The coding region runs from base 351 to 6323 and encodes 1990 amino acids. NCBI's taxonomy places the organism in Eukaryota, Metazoa, Chordata, Actinopteri, Spariformes, Sparidae. Gene Ontology annotation, biological process: DNA-templated transcription initiation; transcription by RNA polymerase II; RNA polymerase II preinitiation complex assembly.